CGUGAUUAAAUUUUAUUUCAUAUCAUAUCAGUAAAUUUUUUCUCAAUUUCUACAACGUGCGUGGUUCAUUAUACGUAAAUUGUGGACAUAAUUUGUGAUAUUUUACGAAUCAGAAUAUUUCCCUGUAAUUAGAUUUCAUUCUGCCCGUGAAAACUUCAAACUUUCGCCAUGGGUCAUCCCUCUCUAAAAAAAAAGAGUAAACGUUUGUCAUGUCGUUUGAAGUAUAAAAUCGAUAAGAAAGUUCGUGAACAUAACAGAAAGAAACGCAGGGAAGCACGUAAACAACGUAAAGGUUCUAAAACGAAAGCCAUUACCGCACCUCAGCAGUGUCCGUUCAAAGAACAAAUUAUUGAAGAUUUUAAUGAAGCUAAAGCUAAAGAAAAAGAAAUGAUGGUGGAAAAUAAACGAAUAAUAGAAGAAAACGCUGCAAAUGGUAUAACUUUAGAGCAACUCGUUCAAGAUGCUCGGAUACGAGGCGAUGAUUACAUGCCCAUAGAUAGAAAUGAAGAAAUAGAUCGUAAAAUUAAUGCCGCGCAGAAAAUGGAAAGCUCUUCUCUUACAAAAGAAUUCAAGAAGGUCGUUAAUGAAGCAGACGUUAUAUUGGAAGUUGUAGACGCCAGAGAUCCUCUUGGCACCAGAUGUAAAGUUGUAGAAGAAACUGUCGCAAGAGAUCCCAAAAAAAGAUUAGUAAUUGUCUUAAACAAAGCUGACUUAGUUCCACGAGAAAAUUUGGAAAAAUGGUUAAAAUAUUUGAGGCAAAGCAGACCUGCUGUACCUUUUAAAGCUAGUGUUCAACAACAGGCUCAAAAAUUGGGUCGCCGAACUAUGCUGAAAAAAUCCAAAAAGAAGAAGAAUUUGGAAAAACUUAUGUCAGUUUCGUCUUGCGUCGGUGCCGAAUUUCUGAUGAAGCUGUUGGCUAAUUAUCGUCGUAGUGAUGGAUUUGAAAGAUCCAUCAUAGUUGGAGUAGUUGGUGUUCCUAACGUUGGUAAAAGUAGUAUAAUAAACAGUUUGCGGCGAGCAAAAGCGUGUCGUGUUGGAGCAGAACCUGGUGUUACGAGAACUUUACAAACAGUCCAAAUCAGCGCGAAUAUAAAAAUUUUAGAUAGUCCUGGUAUUGUUAUGGAAAACCCUGUAUUGAAAAAUAACACUCUUUUAUGCUUAAAAAAUCUAGUGAAAACCGAUCAGUUAAACGAUCCGACUCUUGCUGCGCAAGCAAUUCUGUAUCGGUCCACUAAAGAACAAAUGAUGGAAUUAUACAAUGUAUCAAAUUACAACACUCCAGAAGAAUUCUUACUCUCUUUAUCUAAACGUUUCGGAUUAUUGGGAAAGAAAGGCAUACCUGACACUUUCAAAGCUGCGAAAAUGCUUGUACAGGAUUGGAAUCGCGGUAAAAUAAGAUAUUACACAUUACCGCCAGAAGACUCCGCUGACACUCAUAUCAGUGCUAAGAUUGUUUCAAAACUUGGUGAAAAUUUCGAUGUGUCGCAGUGUAAUCCGUCCAGUACCGGAACUGAAUCAGAAAUGGAUACAGAAUUUAACGAGUUACAGUUUGCGAAGGAAGAAAAUGAACUUCUAGAUAUGAUUAACGACGAACGGCAGAAUAAAUUUGUUACUUAUCUAUCGUUAUCUAAUAAUGAUCCUGAAAAUCCAGACUUUAAAGAGUUGAAGAACUUAAUUGUGGAUACUACCGUAGCAGCGAAAAAGAAAGGCAAACUCCGUUGGAGGAAAAAGAAGAAAGGCGAAGAAAAAGAAAAUAUGAAAAACAUAGUACAAGUGAAACAGAAAAAAGUAUUGAAACUGGCCGCCAAGAAAAAAAGGAAAGAAGAAGCUCGUAAAACUAAGCGAGACAAUUCAACGUUCAGUAAUAACGAAAUGAUGGUAGAUUGAAGUUGACUACACAUGUAUUUUAUAUUGUUCUUAUUUCAAAUAAAGAAAAUUUUACGUUUGUUUA
Planococcus citri (citrus mealybug) is the source of this 1951-nucleotide messenger RNA. It is a transcript of the gene Ns1, whose product is annotated as Nucleostemin 1. Gene Ontology annotation, molecular function: GTP binding. Gene Ontology annotation, cellular component: nucleolus. Bases 169 to 1887 code for a protein of 572 amino acids. The record is from RefSeq and is a predicted model, not a curated record. The transcript is spliced from 9 exons. Lineage: Eukaryota; Metazoa; Arthropoda; Insecta; Hemiptera; Pseudococcidae.